GUGUAUUCUUCCAAAAUGAAGUUUCCUUACUGUUAUAUUGAUGUUAAUUGAAAGUGCGGAAUCCCCUAUUGUAGUUUCCUGUCCGACCGUCGUAUUACAACGAGGGAAUUUACUGAAUAUAAAUACGAAACCAUGAAGUUCGUUUACGUUUGCCAACGAUCGUCACCUCACCCGUCGAGCAAAUAUUGGUGCCGGCCGGAGUUUAGGAGUACGAGCAUGUCGUCCACCAACCCCUCCCUGCCAAACCCCAAUAUCUACUCGAUGGCGUGCCACAAGUAAAAAAACUAGUCCUUAACAAGCAACGACAAGAACUCCACCGAAUCAUGGCGGAGAUGGCGAAACAGAAGGAGAAGGAGCUCGUGAACCCUACGGGGACACGAGGCAAGCUCAUUGUCAUCGAGGGACUCGACCGAGCAGGGAAGUCCACGCAGGCGGAGAUGUUGGUGAAGAGCCUCAAAGAAGAGAUUGGCGAGGACCGGGUAACACAUAUGCGGUUUCCAAACCGAGAAACAGCCACUGGCCAAUUGAUCAAUCAAUAUCUCUCCGGCGCGGCGGAACAGCAUGAUCACGUUAUCCACCUCCUAUUUUCCGCGAACCGAUGGGAGUUCGCCGACGCCAUCGAGCGCCUAAUCACCUCCGGCACCACCAUCGUCAUCGACCGCUAUAUCUACAGCGGCGCCGUCUACUCCGCCGCUAAGCUUAACCCCUCCCUCCCCCUCUCCUGGGCCGCCGCCCCGGACAUCGGCCUCCCCCGCCCAGACCUCUGCCUCUUCCUCGACCUCUCCACCGCAGAGGCGCAGGCGCGCGGCGGGUACGGAGGGGAGCGGUACGAGCGGCGGGAGAUGCAGGAGCGGGUGCGGGCGGGAUUUAAGGG
Eremomyces bilateralis CBS 781.70 is the source of this 874-nucleotide messenger RNA. Its product is annotated as P-loop containing nucleoside triphosphate hydrolase protein. The record is from RefSeq and is a predicted model, not a curated record. Gene Ontology annotation, molecular function: ATP binding; dTMP kinase activity. Gene Ontology annotation, cellular component: cytoplasm; cytosol; nucleus. Lineage: Eukaryota; Fungi; Ascomycota; Dothideomycetes; Eremomycetales; Eremomycetaceae. The annotation marks the transcript as partial. Gene Ontology annotation, biological process: dTTP biosynthetic process; dTDP biosynthetic process; dUDP biosynthetic process. The transcript has 3 exons.